Etheostoma spectabile (orangethroat darter) is the source of this 2167-nucleotide messenger RNA. RefSeq names its product pro-melanin-concentrating hormone (gene pmch). Gene Ontology annotation, molecular function: type 1 melanin-concentrating hormone receptor binding; melanin-concentrating hormone activity. NCBI's taxonomy places the organism in Eukaryota, Metazoa, Chordata, Actinopteri, Perciformes, Percidae. The transcript is spliced from 3 exons. The coding region runs from base 1610 to 2050 and encodes 146 amino acids. The record is from RefSeq and is a predicted model, not a curated record. Gene Ontology annotation, biological process: behavior; chemical synaptic transmission.
UGUGUGUGUGUGUGUGUUUGUGUGUGUGUGUGUGUGUGUGUGUGUUGAGCCCAUACAUUGUCUAUAUAUUGAUAUUAAAGGUCUAUGGUUGAGCCCCAGCAGCCUGGCUGAAAUUAUUAUUUUUUUUUUGUUGCUUUGUGGUCGUUGUGUGAGUAAAUGUGACCGGUUGUGGUUUGUUGUUUUUGGUUAUUACAUUAAUUUGGACUAAAUGUGAUGCAGCAUGAUGUCAUAGGCCUACUCAUAAAGAAAGUGAAAGCGCGUGAAAGUGAUGGAUUCAGUGUUUUUUUCUUCUGGUGUUGGUUUUAAAUGACUUACUUACAUUUUAUAUAUAUAUAUAUAUACUUAUCUAUUUUUUUUCCCCCAAGUAAAAUUAUAAUGUUCCCUGUAUGGAAAGGAACAUCUUUUUUUCGUAUGAUGCUGAAUUGUUUAAACAUUGUAUAACAUGUUUGUAAAAUUUGCAAAAUAAAAAGAGAGAGAGAGAGAGAGAGAGAGAGAGAGAGAGAGAGAGAAAGUGAUGCUUCAGUCACCUUGUAAUCUUGUCUCUGCAAUAGUAUAUUGAGACUCUCUAGCCAGGUGUUGACCUAACAGGAGACGAUGACUGCAAUUGUUCUUUUUAUUUUAAUUAUUGUUUUAAUUGAGAGACUCCUAGCAGCAGAAAAUUACAUAUUGUAUGUUUAAACGGAUGUAGUCCAUAGGACAUAACCAACGUUGUACUUCCGGGAUUGCUCCAGUGUCUUUCAUUUAGGCCGGAUGGCCGUUAACUUGGGCUUUCUUUGUGUUAGCGUUGCUGAGCGCCUCGUUUUUUCCGCUGUACGCGCCUCACAUUUUUUCAGGAGCUGUGUUGAAAAAACUCAAAACUCGGAUUAGAAAAACACCCGACGUCAUUUGCAUUUUUUUCCUUAUUGUCCAAUUGGGUGAAUCGAGAAGUGGGUCUCGUCUGUGGCUUUCAUUAAUAAAAAUAAAAUGCUUCAAGCUGAUCUUAUUGUUUUCUUUAAAAUUUUGACUUCAACAAAAAAAGGCAGUGUCGUGUAACCUGCAAAGAGGUGCUCUGUCUGUCAUCAUCGUUUUGUCGUAGCAAAAGUCUGGUGUCUUGCUGCUUUCAUACGUGUAACUGACCUUUUGUUGAUGGUCCAUCAUAGGAUUGUUUUCAGCCAUGUGCAGCCAUUGACGCUAUUCAGAGAAAUUGACUCACUAAGACCACUCAGUGGUCUCUGUCCUCUAACCUGCUGGGUUCAUUUCAGCAUGUGGAUUCUGAAGGAAAAGAUACAUAAUUCAUUCCCUGCCCUUUGACCUCCUGUGAGCCAUCUUGAAACCACUCUGUGAUGUGGUGGAAAUUACAGCCCUCCAUGUGUCCCUUAUUUAUCCAUUUGAAUUCAUCACGUCUCUAAGCAGACAAAAUAGAGCUAUUCACCUUCAUCUUUACGAAGAGAACAGCUUUCAAAAUUACAGUUGUGACCUUUGGCCGUGAUGAUGGAUGCACCCCCGCAGGAUACAUGACAAUAAAGUACAUUUAACAGUUGUAAGUUGUAAGCAAAAUCCCUGAAUAUAUAAGAGUGCUGAGAGCUUGGUCCCAACACUCAUUAGGUGAGAACUAAACAUUGUAGAUACCAUGAUUUCUGUCUACUCUGUCCUGUACACUCUGGUGCUGUUCUCUGAGCUGAGCAGCCACUUGGUCACUGUAGCCAUGCCGGCCGCUAAAGGAGACGAGGGCGCAACGGAGCAAAACGGCCUGUUCCUGGGGGAUGAGUCCAUGACUGAGCUGGCUGGGGUUCCCCUCUCGUACAGACGAAACCUCCUGCUCGACACCAACGCGAGGGAUGAAGACGGAAGCCCGAAAAUCCUCAUUGUCUCAGACAUGGGGCUGAAAGGACACGGUAUUCGUGGGCUGAACCCGAACCCAGCCUUCACCCGGAGCUUUCCUCUGCUCGCAGACCGAAGCUUGAGCUACACUCCUGCCGAGCACAGUUUGACCAUUGGUCGCAGAAACACUGACAAUGGCAUGCUGCGGUGUAUGAUAGGAAGAGUGUACCGGCCCUGCUGGGUAGAAUAGUGCUGCCUUCCUGCCCUGAAUGUGCUGUAAAAAUGUCCUUAUACUGUAUGUUAUCAUGAAAUGUAGAAAAUGAGUACAUAAACAUGUAAAACCAAAUAAAAGUUUAUUUAAAGUCUG